Molecule: messenger RNA, 2466 nt
Organism: Pelecanus crispus (Dalmatian pelican)
Lineage: Eukaryota; Metazoa; Chordata; Aves; Pelecaniformes; Pelecanidae
Source: RefSeq, a predicted model, not a curated record
GUUCUGAUGAUGCUUGAUAACUAUGUAAGGGAUUUCAAAGCGUUGAUUGACUGGAUACAGCUACAGGAGAAGCUAGAAAAAGCUGAUGCUCAAAGCAGACCUACUUCGUUAGCCUGGGAAGUAAAGAAAAUGUCUCCAGGACGCCAUGUGAUUCCAAGUCCAUCAACAGAUAGAAUUAGUGUGACAUCAAAUGCUCGAAGAAGUUUAAAUUUUGGGAACCCUGCAGUGACAAUUUCUGCAACACGCCUGGCUCCUUCUGGUGUAAGUUGGGCUGAUAAGGUGAAAGCCAGUCAUGGAACUAAAGCUGCCAAUCCUGAGCUAGCAACAGCACAAACCUGUCUGCCACCUCCAGUACAGAAGUCAUCGCGGAAAAAUGAUCGAAAGGAUGCAGAGGGCUGGGAAACGGUUCAGCGUGGAAGGCCUGUUCGAUCUCGAUCCACAGCUUUGGCAACAAAAACUCCUAUAGCUGCAGAAUCACCAAAGUCCAAAGGUGACAGUGACAAAGAAAAUGUCAUUUCACCACCAUCAGCGAAUAAGCGUGGGAGUUCACUCACUGACAGUGGUGCAUCCAAAAGCACAGAGCUUGUACAGAAAGAUCCUUUACAUCAGUCUGAAGGUCCGCUUACUGAAAGGACUCAGUUCACAGCACAUGCCUCAGAAGACAAUGGGAGCACUGGCACACUGUUGCAAGAAGAUUCGUUACAAACAGUUUCUGAGAUGCCUCCACUUCUCACAAAUACUGACUUGACUUCAAAAAGACUGCAGAUUAAUGAAGCUUCCUCCCUGAUCACUGGUACUAUAGACCAGCAUCAAACAGAAAAAACUGAAACUGAAAUGGAUCCCUCAGAUAUUUCAAAUGUGAGUGCUGCCAGAUUGUCUAUGGCAGAAGUCCUUGCUAAGAAAGAAGAGUUAGCAGAUCGCCUGGAAAAGGCAAAUGAAGAAGCCAUUGCUAGUGCUAUUGCAGAAGAAGAGCAAUUAACUAGAGAGAUUGAGGCAGAGGAAAACAAUGACAUUAAUAUCGAGACUGACAAUGAUAGCGAUUUCUCUGCUAGUAUGGGCAACGGAAGCAUAUCUUUCUGCGGUAUGUCUAUGGACUGGAAUGACGUUCUGGCAGAUUAUGAAGCUCGUGAAUCAUGGCGCCAGAGUAAUUCUUGGGGAGACAGAGUGGAAGAAGAGCCUGCACGUCCACCUGGACAUGGAAUACACAUGCAUGAGAAGCUGUCAUCACCGUCACGCAAAAGAACAAUAGCAGAGUCCAAAAAGAAACAUGAAGAGAAACAAAUGAAAGCUCAACAGCUGAGAGAAAAGUUACGUGAAGAAAAGACACUGAAGCUUCAAAAAUUGAUGGAGAGGGAGAAAGAUGUACGGAAAUGGAAAGAAGAAUUAUUAGAUCAAAGACGCAGGAUGAUGGAGGAAAAAUUACUCCAUGCAGAAUUUAAACGUGAAGUGCAGCUACAAGCAAUUGUGAAAAAAGCACAAGAGGAAGAAGCUAAGGUAAAUGAAAUUGCAUUUAUAAACACCUUAGAAGCUCAGAACAAACGUCAUGAUGUGUUGAAUAAACUAAAAGAAUAUGAACAACGCUUAAAUGAAUUGCAAGAAGAACGUCAACGAAGACAAGAGGAAAAACAAGCACGUGAUGAAGCAGUUCAGGAGCGCAAAAGAGCCCUGGAAGCAGAACGGCAAGCCCGAGUUGAGGAGCUGCUGAUGAAGAGGAAAGAACAAGAAGCACGGAUUGAACAGCAGAGGCAAGAGAAAGAAAAAGCACGAGAAGAUGCUGCACGGGAGAGGGCCAGAGAUCGAGAGGAGAGGUUGGCAGCUCUUACUGCAGCUCAACAAGAAGCCAUGGAAGAAUUACAGAAGAAGAUUCAACUGAAGCAUGAUGAAAGUAUUAGAAGGCACAUGGAACAAAUUGAACAAAGAAAAGAGAAAGCAGCUGAAUUAAGUAGCGGAAGACAUGCUAAUACUGAUUAUGCACCAAAACUUACACCAUAUGAACGAAAAAAACAGUGCUCAUUAUGCAAUGUAAUGAUUUCAUCAGAAGUAUACCUUUUUAGCCACAUUAAAGGGAAAAAACACCAACAAGCUGUGAGAGAAAACAGUAGUAUACAAGGACGAGAGCUUUCAGAUGAAGAAGUGGAGCACCUGUCAUUAAAAAAGUACAUUGUGGAUAUUGUGAUUGAGAGUUGUGUUCCUGUGGAACCAUUAAAAGAUGGAGAGGAAAAACAAAAAACUAAAAAGAAAGCCAAAAAGCUAAAGGCACGGAUGAACUCCAGGGCAAAGGAAUAUGAGAGUUUGAUGGAAGCAAAAAAUGCUGUUUCUGAUUCCCCAUUUAAAGCCAAGUUACAGCGAUUAGCAAAAGACCUUUUAAAGCACCUCCAAAUGCAGGAUAGCUGUUCGUUGGGGAGCAACAAGGUUUCUGCUCUGGACAGGACUUUAGGAGAGAUCUCUCGUAUUCUGGAAAAAGAG